AAUUUAAAGCGUUCUCGAAAUAUAAACUUAAAAGAUCCCGCGAAAAGCUAAAAGAUUCGAGAAACAGGUUUUUCGACAAAGGUGGUUGCACAUUCAGAUUAGCUGACAGAAAUGCGAUGAGAAUCUCUUUGGAUUCGGACAGGCUACUCGGAUCUUUUCGGUAUAUCUCGGUAGAAUUCGGCUGGUUACGGAAAGAAUCGGAGGAGCGCGCGAGUCACUCGGGUGGCCGGGGGCCGCCAUUUUCCUCCAGUGAGGGAGAGAGUCGCGAGCGUACUCCUAGGAUCGCGGAGCGGUUUUUCGUCGGAUCGAGGGAUUUUCGCGAGCGCCGGGCGUCGGGCGGGCGCGCUGGACCCCAGGGCCCACUGAUAAGUAACGAACUGUCCCACGGGAGACCCACAAGUCACCCGUGGACACGCUAAAAGACGAGCCGAUCCAAGUCGAGUCGCGCGCCGUAGCCAAAGAGACACACACGCUUCGAGAACGCCGAGUGAGUGAUUGUGAUUUAGCAGUGUCCGCCAGUUAAAAUACGCGAAGCCUAAGGACCAGUGGAAACCAGGAAGUUAGUUCCCGACAGAAGUCGGCGUUCAACAAGUCGUGAUGCGUUGGAGGUUUGGCGGUCCCUGCCUAAAAACCGACCUAAAGUCAUCGUUGCAGAAAGUGUUUGUGUGACAAAACCACUAAGUGCAAGGACUCUUCACAAAGCGAAGAAAGUUAUCUUAAACAAGAAGGGUAUAUUAAAACUCCUAAAGCAGGAGAAAAGCCAACUUAUAUUGAGAGAUCGGGAACAAGAGUGAAAGGUAUAAAAAUAGGGGGGGCUGUCUGACCGAUGGACAAGCGGAAGAUGAUGCCCAAACGCCCUCGAAUGGAGACCAUGAGGGGUCCAAUUGCUAAUGGACCCAUUCAGACUCGACCUCUGGUGGCCCUACUGGAUGGCCGGGAUUGUUCUAUUGAGAUGCCCAUCCUUAAGGAUGUUGCAACGGUGGCCUUUUGCGAUGCACAGUCCACCUCAGAAAUACAUGAGAAGGUACUAAAUGAGGCAGUUGGUGCACUCAUGUGGCACACUAUAAUUCUGACAAAGGAAGACCUCGAAAAGUUCAAAACAUUACGAAUUAUCGUAAGGAUUGGUUCUGGUGUCGAUAAUAUCGAUGUCAAAGCUGCCGGUGAGCUCGGCAUCGCAGUGUGCAAUGUGCCUGGCUAUGGAGUUGAGGAAGUAGCUGACACCACUCUUUGCCUCAUUCUCAAUCUAUACCGACGUACAUAUUGGCUCGCGAAUAUGGUUCGCGAGGGCAAAAAAUUCACAGGACCUGAACAGGUCAGAGAGGCUGCACAAGGAUGUGCAAGGAUACGGGGUGACACUCUGGGCAUAGUUGGAUUGGGUAGGAUUGGAUCUGCAGUAGCACUGCGUGCUAAGGCCUUUGGCUUUAACGUCAUCUUCUACGAUCCGUAUCUUCCUGAUGGAAUCGAGAAAUCACUUGGCCUCACCAGGGUGUAUACAUUACAGGACUUACUGUUUCAAUCAGACUGCGUAUCUCUGCACUGUACCUUGAAUGAGCACAAUCAUCACCUAAUAAACGAAUUCACCAUCAAACAGAUGAGACCAGGAGCAUUUCUGGUGAACACGGCACGAGGUGGUCUUGUGGACGAUGACGCACUUGCCGCGGCGUUGAAACAGGGUAGAAUUCGUGCAGCAGCACUGGACGUCCACGAGAACGAGCCGUACAACGUCUUUCAGGGUCAGUCCGCGCAAUGUCCUUUGAAAGACGCUCCGAAUCUGUUGUGUACACCACACGCUGCAUUCUACAGCGACGCUAGCUGCACGGAACUUCGUGAAAUGGCUGCCAGUGAGAUACGGCGGGCCAUCGUAGGUCGUAUACCUGACUGUCUACGAAACUGCGUGAACAAGGAAUAUUUCCUCUCCACCGCUGGCAGCUACCCCGAGGGGAUCAACGGCGGAUACUAUGCGGGAGCACUGCCCGUCCAGCAGGCGCACUCGACGACUCCCCACGACUCUGCACCCCCACCUCCUGGGGGGCACUCCGUAGUUGGUGGUGGUGCUGGUGGGGGCGGUGGCGGUUCGAACCCUCCGGCAGCGCCUGCCGGGGGUCCAACAGGCCCCACGGGCCCAACGGUAGGCGCCGGCGGGGCUGGGGGCCCUGCUUCGGCUCCCCCUGCUGCCGGGUUACCCGGACUACCCCACAGCAUAGUGAGCGAGCCUGACCCCCGGCCAAGCCCACCUGCUCCGAGUCCCCGUUGACCUUGAACCCCCGAACCCCGAACUCUACUCCAGCACCACCCUCUGACCUAACCUACCCCCUAGCCAUUCGCACACGACCUCCGACGACAAACAGCUGAUUGACUAACGUGUGUCGUGCACGACGUGCCCCAAAAUCUGUCCGCUACUUCCGAGAAACUCGAGAGAUCCAUCCUUGAGAGAGAGAGAGAGAGAGAGAGAGAGAGAGAGAGAGAGAGAGAGUGAAAGAAAGAAUGAAUGAAAGACCGAAAGCAAGAGAACGAGCGAAAGGAAUAGCGUGAAAGUGAAUGAAAGGGAUUGUAUGACAGAGUGGGAGAGACAGAGAGUGAAAGUGAGAAUCAGAGAGAACGUGUCGUUUCGCAUUUGAAUUUUGCGUUCCUCAAUCUUUAACAUUAAAGAGAGCUAUUCGUAUCUCCGUAAGCAGAUCAAAUACAGUACGGGCUAGUAAAGAUGAAACAUUCCCAUUGGACAUCUGCAGUGAUACAUGCAGACUAUAUAUUUUUGGUUGAGAGCUGCUGCUUCUGAGGAUUAAAAAAAAAAUGGUCUUCUUUCAUAGAGCAUAGAUGUCUUGGUCUUACGUCAUGUCAUACAUUUCAAUCGUACGCCUUUAUCGUUACGAGAUCGCCUUUAUCGGACAACCAGUAUUCCAAACAAGUGUUCCUUGACUUCCAGAAUAUAUUCCGCUGUUUCGUAUCCCAUAAACAUCUCCAGGCAAUUGAUUCGGGUAGCUAUUAUCGUAAUACUAAUCAGAGUCGACGAGUGACAGAAGAAACAACUGCAAACAUUGAAUGGAUGCGCGGGCAAUAGAAGCUCCAUUUUCAAAUCUCGAUCCACCUCUUAUUAAAUUUUUAUCCAUUUGAAGAGCACGAUCAACUUAUAACUUGUCUAUUUCUCUCUCUUGCUCUUACUCGACGUUUCAAUAAGUUUGAAAUAGUAUUUUUUAUAGACUCCAUACAUAUACUUGUAGCAAUUUCUAUACUUGCAAUAAAAAAAAAAAAAUAGAGAAAUGUACGUCAUGUAUUACUGUGGCCGGUACUGUAUUUGAAUCUAUGACGCCGCUGGCUCAACUGUGAUCACUCGACAUUAAAGUUCUCAAUCUCAGAAUGAAAUCGCAAAGUCUUUGUCGCACUUUUAAUUGCGAUAGAAAUUUUAAACUGUACGAAAACGUAUCUCUGUAACUCUUCUGUCGGGCGUCACGGUUCGCCGUAGCGUUUAUUAGCAAAUUGAAACACCCCCGAUACUCUCGCCCUUUUUUCUCCAAAUCCAAAAGCACGUGAUUGGAGUGCCAGAAGACACGCGCGGACGACCCGGGCCCUUUUCAAUCGGCUACCAUGGAAUCCUGUCACCGGCAAUCUAACAGAAUCGUCGAGGAGUCCGCAAACGCAACGUCCACACUGAUCUUCGACGCGAAGAGCGCACCGAGGAAGCGAUUAUUCGAGUACAAUGUGGUAGUUCUUAUUAGCGUGCGAAGGAAUAGAUAUACUAAAAUGGGAAAAAGAUCGAAAAACAAAAGAAAACGAAAAGAGAGAAAGUUAAGAGACAAUGCGAACACUCGAGCGCUUGCGACGGAACACCAUUUUAUUCACCUGUAUUCUGUUAAGUAUCCGCAAACGUGCGCCGGCGAACUUUGUAAUUCCCUAAACCGCUUUGCAAUGUACAGAUUGAAGUUUCACUAUAGUAAUUUGUAGGUCACUCAUAUUUGCGGAUAUGUAACGAACGGAUGCACUUUGGGCUUUAUUGUAUCGUUUGGCGGUACGUCGGGAGGAGCGCGAGCACCGCGUAUAAUUCUUGCCAUUUACGUAAUUGGUCGAUCGAAUGAUUUACGUGGUGCUCUUGCGAAAUCCUCAAAGCAGACCACGUCGUGGCGGUACGAGCUGCUACUGUGGCGGCCGGCCAGUAACUCGCUGUAAUUGUACGCAAAUUGAGAACACGUUUUGGAACGUACAGUAGUGCUAGAGUAACGACGAGAGUGCGUUGGUAAAUGGGCGCGCGUAACUCCUGUCCUUCUGCUCCAUAUUGAACCUUUGGCCCUCGACCUUAAUGUUCUCGAACCUUCCAAUCCCCGACUCUCCUCUCUCUCUUCUCCCACUCCCUGCCCGUUAGAGUAUUUCUUUUGUGUUUCUGAGAAAACGAAACCGAAUGCUACUUGAGCUUUUUUUUUUUUAGUGAACUUAUUGAUGAACUGUUUUUUUUUUUUUCGUUUUUUUUUCCCCCCGUGAGCGAGGACGUGCGAGAAAGGGAGAGCGACAUUGUGAAUAUGCAAGGGUGAAUGGAUGAAAGUACGAGAGAGUGUGUAAGAGAGAGAGAGAGAGAUAGUGUGAGCGAACGUGCGAGAGAGUGAAAUAGAACGAGCAGAAACAAGUUUUAUUAAUUGAUAAUUAUAAUAUGAUUAGUUAUUGUAUUAAGUAAAGUAAGGCGAUGUUACGAACACUUGAGUAUAUUAUCGAGAGGUGAAUCAUUGAGGUGAAAAAUGGAGCGAGAGAGAAAGAGACGACGGAAGAUAUGGACAAUUUUUUGAGAAAAAUUAUGGAAAGCGAUAAUAAUUAAAUAAAAAAUAUGGGAAAAGAAAAUCUAUUUUAGAGACACACAUAUCUAUUCGGUUUUCUUUUUAAAUCUGUUUUUACGUUUGAAACGAGAGACAUGGCGAAAGGCGGUGAAUCGUCGAGAACAUUUGUCGUGUGGGCCUCACCAUGGUGCAGAACGAACAUUUGUGCCCGGCCACGUGGCUCCGAGAUUUGUCGAGGCGGUAAAUAAAAAUUAAGAGAGAAAAAGAAAUAGGGCAAUGAUUAUUGGGACAUGCGUAUUCAUGAAAGUGAGGCUAUUAAGAGUAAUCAUUAGAACCUAUGACAAUGUACUCUGAAAGUUUGAUCGGAAGCUACAAAGCUACAUCUGGAUAUAUUUCAGUAGACGUGUUUACGGAUUUGAGUAAUUAUUAUUAUUAUACACGAUCCUUUGACAAUUAUAAAAGAACACGAGAUUUGAACAUGAGAGUGAGAGACCAAGAGAAAGGAAGAAAGAGAGCGAUGAUAGGGAGCGUGUGAGAACGGUGAGAGCGCUAGAGAGGGAGAACAAAAAUCAUUCCAACUGGUAUGAGGAAUCGGACCGAAAAUAUAUGAAACAAAAUACUAAAAAGCACAUUCGAGAUCGUCAUGGCGCGCGAGGCGAUAACGUAUAAAAGUGGCAAAAAUAAAUAAAUAAAUAAAAAAAACGAAGCAUCACACGUUACACGAAAAGUUACACGCGCACAUUACUCUAAAUAGCCACGUAUAGAGACAUACAUAAUACUAUUAUACAUGUAACACAAAUGAGACGUGCGUACGAGGCGAUAGAAGCGUAAAGGAAUACAGAGAUAUACAACACUGACCACACAGAAGCAACAACAGCAACAACAACCGAAUAUACAUUUUUAAAUAGAAAUACGCUACGUACAUAAAUACACGAGGUACCAGUGCGCAGCUGCACGGCGAGCUCAUCCCCUCUGCUCUCUUGAUGCUUGCUUAUCUUAUGGGAGAACUCCAAAUUUUUCUUUUUAAACAAGAGGGUAGAAGGGACCGGAUACGUUCCUGCAGAUUCGUAUGGGUACAUAACGUAGAAACAUUAUACAUACUGUUUUUGUCUUCUUUUUUUUUUUUUCAAGAAUAUUAUUACUUAUAAAUACAUCAUUAUAUAUAGUAAGAACGAGAGAGAGAGAGAGAGAGUGUCUGUGAGAGUGAAUGAAAGUGAGUAAGACAGACAACGGUGUGAAAGCGAAUGACGAGCGAUAGCGAAUUUCUGAGAGAACGAAAGAGAGAGAGAGAGAGAGAGAAUUUCUGUUGACGAGUGAAAUGAUAUAAACGAUAAAGAAACAAAGAAAAAAUAUGAAUGAAAUCGAAGUACGCUACGAUGAAGAAGAAACGGAGUUGUUCUUAUAUAGUUUUAAUUGUGAGAAAAGAAAGAAAGAGGCAAAUUUAAUGUGAUGAAAAAAAAAAUGCAGUACGUAAUGACUUCCACCGUUAUAUUUCCAGCCCCUAUUCCUUCUCCUCCUUCUACACCUUCAUUCCCACAUGUCUUCUCCUUGCGAAACCUCUUAUCGUCCCUCGAAAAUCCUUAUCCUUCUUAUCUCCAUUCUUCUUAGCUCCUGUGAGUCAAUCCCGAGUGUGCGUAUGCGUGUUGCUUGCGUGGGUGCGUAAAAAAAAAUAGAGACAGAAAAUUGCAGCCGAA
Molecule: messenger RNA, 6451 nt
Organism: Cephus cinctus (wheat stem sawfly)
Lineage: Eukaryota; Metazoa; Arthropoda; Insecta; Hymenoptera; Cephidae
Gene: CtBP
Product: C-terminal-binding protein
Exons: 8
Coding region: 827-2254 (475 amino acids)
Molecular function (GO): transcription corepressor activity; oxidoreductase activity, acting on the CH-OH group of donors, NAD or NADP as acceptor; NAD binding
Source: RefSeq, a predicted model, not a curated record